AUGAAGAUUAUCGGAUCAGCCCGUGACCGAGGAGUCAGAGAGAGUUCCGCGAGUAACGGCAGGAGCGGCGGCCGGAGAAUGGCGAAGCUCUGCGGGAUCGUACUCUUCUUGGUACUGCUGUGUCUGGCGUUACUGAACACUUCAGCAUCUGGAGGACAGCCGAAGAAAAUCAGACAGAAGAGAGAAUGGAUUAUCCCACCCCAAAAACUGAUGGAAAAUAAGGACUAUACGGGUUGGGAAUACAUCGCCAAAAUCCGUUCAGACGAGGAGACCAGGAACAGUAUUCGAUAUUCACUGAUUGGAUCAGGGGCGAACCAGCCCCCCGUCCACCUGUUCCGUGUUAACAGUGAGAACGGCAUGGUCAGCAUACAUGGAGUGUUAGACAGAGAGAAAACUCCCGUUUAUUAUCUUCGAGGGGUGGCAGAGUUUAUGAAUGGGAGUAAAGCCGAGAAGGAUAUUGAGUUAAGAAUCGUGGUUCAGGACGAGAACGAUUGUACUCCGGUGUUCAACGUGACAACUGGAUCUGUUCCUGAGCUGAGCGGCAGAGACACGUAUGUAAUGAAGAUCACAGCAACUGACGCAGAUCAAGAAGGAACUCUGCAUUCGAAGAUUUCCUACAGCAUUGCUCAAGAGAGUCACGCUGACAUGUUCUACAUUAAUCGAGAGACUGGUUGGAUACACGUCAGGCAAAACACGCUAGACAGAGAGAAAAAAGACACAUACACGUUGACCAUUAAAGGAACCGACAUGGACGGAGCUUCAAACGGAAAUGUAGGGAUGGGGACGGCCAUCAUCAAAAUUCUUGACGUCAACGACAACAUUCCUACUUUGGAGAAACUCUUUUAUGAGUGCCGGGUGGAGGAAAACACUAAAAAUGUGGAAGUGAUGAGAAUUCAAGCGAUUGAUGCCGAUCUGAUCUAUUCUGAGAACUGGCUGGCGGUCUUCACAAUCGUGUCUGGAAACGAGGCCGGUUAUUUCUCCAUAACCACAGACAGCAAGACCAAUGAAGGCAUCCUGUUUCUCACUAAGGAACUGGACUAUGAGGAGCUGAAGGAAAUCAGGCUGCAGGUUUCUGUCUCUAACAAGGCGCAGUAUCACUCGUCAGUGGUCAUUACAGAGAGCAAGACGUAUACCAUCCAAGUCAGUGUGGUCAACCAGCCCGAGGGCCCUCGCUUCAAACCUGCAGUCAAAGUCAUCACCAUAUCUGAAGAAAGCACCACUAUUAUUUUAAAUAAAGUCAUAACCAACUACGCAGCCAUUGACAGCGACACACUAUUAGUUGCUACUAACGUGAGGUAUGCAAAAGGACAAGACGUCGACAACUGGCUGAUUAUAGAUAAGAGGACGGCUGAUAUAAGACUCAAUAAAAUUCCAGAUUAUGAGUCCAAGUUUCUAGUCAAUGGCACAUAUUAUGCCCACAUAAUCUGCAUUACCAAUGAAGUUCCAGCUAAAACUGCUACAGGAACCAUUGCCAUUCAAGUAAAGGACUUUAACGACCACUGUCCUGUGCUGGUCCAUCAGUCUCAAACACUGUGCCAUGAAGAGCACGUGGUUUAUGUCACGGCUUGGGACAAAGACCAUUUCCCCAAUGGAGCCCCCUUUGGUUUCAAUGUGGACACCAAACUAACAAAGGAGUCUUGGCGUGUCGAAUAUUUCAACGACACUACAGCGAUAUUCAGAUCUCAAACCACUCUAUGGCCCGGUGAGUACCAUGUGUUUGUGGAUGUGAGGGACCAGCAGGGGAAGAUCUGUGCUGCUCAGAUGCUUCACAUAGACGUCUGCACAUGUGACGCGUCGAAAGUUUGCCUGCCAGGAAAAACGGUCUCUAGAUUUGGAGUAUCUGGUGUUUUUCUAAUGUUGCUGGGACUGCUGCUUCUUCUGUUGGUUCCUCUUCUGCUGCUGUUCUGUGUUUGUGGAGGUGCAGCAGCUGCAGCCAAUUUCAAGACCAUCGCAUUUGAUGCUAAAGAGCAUCUUAUAGCAUACAACACUGAAGGACAGGGAGAGGACAAGAAAAUGGCUCUCUUACAGAUGUCAAAAGAGCGUGAUGACAUCAUUAAUGUGGACACUUUUGGAGGAGCUCAUAAGGGGAGUGAGGGAACUGCUGGAAAACAUCAUGGUGGAGUGAGAGCUGACGGCUCACAUUGGUCCUCUUUCUACCAAUAUGACCAGCGUGAUGGGGCAUAUCAUCACCACAAGAGUCAGACUAAUGGGGACUACAUGUAUACAAAAAGGAAAGAUGAAUAUAGCAGAUUUGAUGGCUAUGAUGGACUUGCACUGUCUGACGCUUUCUUAGGCAACUACUAUUCUCAAAAAACAGGCUAUGUGUCUAAGCAGCAAGAAAUGGGAGACUGUCUGAAGGUCUAUGACUACGAGGAUCAGGAAUCUCGCAUGGGCUCAUUGGAGGACAUCUGCAGUCUCUUGCAUGAAGACGAUGACCUUGCUUUUCUUGAUAACCUCAACAUAAGGUUCAAAACCCUGGCUGAGAUCAUUAGUGGUUCUACAAUGGAGUCUGAAAUGAGCACGGCCACCCAUGUGACCUCCAAACCGGUCCUAUCUACCACACACAAAGAUGACAAGGUACACGGGACGGCUAGUCUGCAACACUCUCAGCAGAAAGCUAGCUCUUCCGCCACCAUUCAUACGUCAGGAGCACAUCAGACCAGCAGCUCGUCCUCUACAGGAGUGUAUGUCCAUGAGAACGUGAUGGUUCCUAACCCGACUGUGUUAGUCCAGCAGCCUGCGUUGUACUACUCCUCCGCCACCCCCAUUUAUGUGGUUGAACCCCAUCCUACUGUGUUGGUGACGCCCAGCCCAUUCCUAGGCAUUCAGAAGAACAUGCUAGUGGAGGAGCAGAAGAGAUCGGAUGCCGCCUUGCGUGGAUCUGCCAGUCGUGAAAUGCAGCACUACCAGAGCGUAGUCCUCGUGGAGAAGCAGCCGAUCACUAAAGCGUCUGUUCAGGCUCAAGGGAGCGUCUCCGGAGGGGUUCAGAUUGUUAACACUGAAGUAAUGCACUCCUCGGAGUCUCGUGAGGUCAGACGGGUCGUUCCUCCGGUCAGAACGGUGAUGUCAGGAGGGGCCAGAGAGAGGGACGUUAUUGGCUCGUUGGAUAUGAGGUUUCCUCAGAGUCUGUAAGCAGUGUCGCGAUCUGUAAUAUAUCGGAUUGAUAAUUCCCUCCCACAUCUGUAAGUUCAUCUCCGCUCGCUGCUGAUUUAUAAUGAUUGAUUGAUUAACCUUUAUAGAACAAGUUCUUAUUUUCAACAACAGCUUGGGCCAGUUGUUCAAAGGUAAACUGAUCGGAUUUUGGUUAUCGGAUUGGAUCAAAUCUUGAAAAUGGGUUGUUCAAAAGGGAAAGAAGGGGGUCCAAUCAGGGAAUCCAAUCCUAGUUUUAAUCUGGAUCAAACCUUCAGUUUGUGUUGUUCAAAACUUGUCAGUGGGAUUUAGAUAACUUUGAUAAAAAAAAAAAAACAGGAUUAUCCUGAUCCCAACAGGGGGUAGGAUUUCAAGGCGGAUUUCAGUAAAAAAUUUUAGUAAAACUUUAAAAUUGGUCAAAUAAUACAUUUGUAUCAUUUAGUGUAUAUACUUUUAUUUAUAUUUUGCGCUUGACUUGUGUAACCGUUGUAUCAGUGAUAAAGUAGGUCAUAGGCUAACAAUUAAGCUAUUCAGGAUAGUAAAAUAAAAAUUAUCUUGUCCCCAUUUGUGUUUUGCCUCAAAAUAAGAAACACUUACAGUGACCCCAUGUUGGCUCUUCUACCUGUUCUGGUAGCCCACAUUGUGAUAUGUUGUCCCAUUAAGAGCACUGGUAAUCCGCAUUUGGUAAUCUUGAAAACUGUGUAUCUGGAUCAGGGUGAUCCAGUCCAA
Messenger RNA from Pimephales promelas (fathead minnow), 3858 nucleotides. RefSeq names its product desmoglein 2 like (gene dsg2l). The record is from RefSeq and is a predicted model, not a curated record. Gene Ontology annotation, cellular component: desmosome; plasma membrane. Gene Ontology annotation, biological process: homophilic cell-cell adhesion. Lineage: Eukaryota; Metazoa; Chordata; Actinopteri; Cypriniformes; Leuciscidae. Gene Ontology annotation, molecular function: calcium ion binding.